This is a messenger RNA of Staurois parvus, 385 nucleotides long. NCBI's taxonomy places the organism in Eukaryota, Metazoa, Chordata, Amphibia, Anura, Ranidae. The record is from the annotation of a GenBank genome assembly.
UCAGCUGUGUCCAAUCACAGGUGAUCAUCGGUCAUGUGAUCAGCUGUGUCCAAUCACAGCUGAUCACAUGUAAAUAUGGAAAUGCCAGGCACUGAUGAUCAGUGUGGCCCCAGAAGUGCCCCCUGUCAGUGCCCAUCAAUGCCAGCUGUCAGUGCCCAUCAGUGCCUCAUCAAUGCCACAUAUCAGUGCCUACCAGUGCACAUCAAUGCCCCAUAUCAGUGCCCAUCUGAGCUGCCUUUCAGUGUCACCUAUCAGUGCCAGUGAGUGCAACCUAUCAGUGCUGCCUAUCAGUGCCCAUCAGUGCUGCCUAACAGUGCCAGUCAGUGCCACCUACACAGUGCCAGUCAGUGCCGCCUAUCAGUACCACCUAGCAGUGCCGCCUAUC